CAGUCACGGUGUGACAGCGACGUCGCGCGGUCCGGUGCUCACAAGCAAAAUCGCUGCGUGUUUACGAUAAACAUCAAUAACCAUUCGCAUUCAAAAAUGUGAAACACCUGCAGGAAACCAUCAUAUUAAUUUAUAGUAAAUUAGACUAUCGGAAUCUCGUUAAACAAUCCACCAUAAACAAUGGCAAAACGACUGACUGAGGAGAUGGUCAUUGCGCGGACGAAGAUUUCGGAUUUGUCCAAAAUCAAGCGCCUCAACUGCUGGGGUAGCGAGUUGGUUGAUGUGUCUCUCCUGCGCCGCAUGCCCGCCGUUGAAGUGCUAUCGCUCAGUAUCAACAAGAUAAAUAGCUUAGAAGACUUCUGUCAAUGCAAGCGUCUAGAGGAACUCUACAUAAGGCAGAACGACAUUCGUGACCUCAACGAAGUCGUAUACCUGCAAAGUCUAUCAAACCUGAAGAACCUCUGGCUGGGCGAGAAUCCAUGUGCCAAUACGGACGGUUAUCGGUAUGCCGUUUUGCGCGCACUGCCGCAGCUGCAGAAGCUGGACAACGUCGCUGUCACGCCGGACGAGCUGCGCGAGGCUCAACGUCGCGGCAAGACGCUCACCCAUCCGGAUGAUCCUCAGGAGAGCGAGGAGGAGUACUCCAACCAUUACCAAUAUCAAGAACAGCAGGUACCGCCUUCACAGCAGGAGUACUCACCGCAGAGAAGUCCGUCUAGACAGGAAUCGGAAAUUGAAAUCGAAGAGGAUGAAUAUUUGCCGGAAGCGGAGGUGGUCAAAGUCGAGGUACCAGCUGAGUAUACUCCACCAAGACAGAUGAGCCCGCCAAGGCGUCCGCCAGUUCAACCCGAAGUAGUACGAAGGAUAAACUACUCACCCGAACCCGAAUAUACCGAACGACGAAGGAGUAGUUAUGAUCCUCUGUCGCCAAAGCAUCAACCUCAACAACAGCACGAGAAAGCGCCAUCAACUAACAAUCAUGAGGAGCCGAUUACAUCUGAACAUAAUUUCAAAGAAUCUCGCUUGGUGACAAGUCAAUCUACUAAUAGCAUAAAGGAAUACACAAAUGGCGAUAGAUAUUCAAGGAGCAUGUAUCGAGAAGAUGGCAGCGAAAUGUCCUACCGACACGAAGGUCCUGUACGUAGUGCCAGCCAACACAAUUGCUCAGCUAUUCACAGGCCGCCUUUUCAACGACGACCUGUUACGAGGAAUUCGAAUAUUUUGUCGGCUGUCUUGUGCCUAGUUAAAGAAUUAGAUUAUCCCAGCUUGGAAGUAGUUGAGAUGGCGGUGCGCUGUCGAAUGAACGAGUUGGACGAAUGACACAAGCAGAAACCAAGCCCCGAAGAAGAGACGCGCUGAUAUGUUCGAAUGCAACAAAAGGAAGGAUUUCAAUAUAUGACUUUAUCAUUCACCCGAACUAACUGUUACUAAUUUGAUCUCUAAAUUUAGUAUUACAUAUUUUUUAAAUUGGAUGAUUUUGAACAACUCGAGAUUAAUUUUCUACUUUAUUCGACUACACUUUCCUAGUCGGACGAUUUACUUAUUUAUUAAUUUAUUUCCGGUUUACUCUUCUUAUGCAAUUAGUUAAGUAUAAUAUGUCUCACUCCAGAGGUUGUGUAUAGUAGUUAACUAAAACGUACUGAUUUAAUUUAUGCAUCGUAUGAGAUUUCUUCGUUUACAUUUACUGAUUGUUAAGUUAAGUUUAGAGAUAAAUUAUAUGAAAUUAUUAGUUUCGUUUUAGUAUGUUUACAUUUUUACAUCAGCACUUAUUAGGAUAUGACUUAAUAACGCGUUGAACAUCAAAAGAAUCAAAAUGUAUGAUAGUCUAGUCUGUUUGUCCGUUGAAUUGUUUGUCACUCUUAUCUUGCCAAUACUAUUUUGAUGGUGCAAUUUUGAUUAUGUAUUAUCAACAUGACUGCAGCAGGAAUUUCGAAAAUAUGUAUAUAAAAUGAUUCAUUUUGGUGCAAGCUGCAACUUACUAUUUUUAUAUACAAACGUACGAAUAGUGCAAAUGUUUGGCGAAUCAUAUAUUGUCGGUGUUGGUAUAUUUGUAAGAGGCAAUAAUAUAUUGUAGUAAGAAUACACAUUUUUAUAAACAACAA
Messenger RNA from Dalotia coriaria, 2102 nucleotides. Its product is annotated as dynein axonemal assembly factor 11. Gene Ontology annotation, molecular function: protein binding. The transcript is spliced from 9 exons. NCBI's taxonomy places the organism in Eukaryota, Metazoa, Arthropoda, Insecta, Coleoptera, Staphylinidae. The record is from RefSeq and is a predicted model, not a curated record. Gene Ontology annotation, biological process: cytoskeleton organization. Bases 181 to 1320 code for a protein of 379 amino acids.